Molecule: messenger RNA, 2031 nt
Organism: Sitophilus oryzae (rice weevil)
Lineage: Eukaryota; Metazoa; Arthropoda; Insecta; Coleoptera; Curculionidae
Product: solute carrier family 25 member 40-like
Exons: 9
Coding region: 427-1515 (362 amino acids)
Biological process (GO): mitochondrial transmembrane transport
Source: RefSeq, a predicted model, not a curated record
CAACAAAAGAUAAAAACACAUAAUUACAACUCUACAGCAAAUAUGUGAUACAACAUACAACAGACAAAUAUUGAUCUUCAUUGUCGUAUUACUACAAUAACAAAUUUAAUUAAUGAAAUAUGAAUAAACCUUUAUUGCUAUUUUUUAAAACAAAUCAGUGAAAGCAAUCUAGUUGAAACAACAUGACCCCAAAGACAAUUUCGGAUGCAAUAUAAGUAGAGUAAUGCCUUAUCUAAAUAUUAAAAAACAGUUAAAAAAGGCAGAUUUAUCUAAUAAUUAAUUAUAUUUAACAUCAGUUUGCAUCAGUUUAUAUUGUUGUAUUGAUGGAUGGUUGAUGGCAAAAGUAAACAAUUUCAAAUCAAUUUUUUAUCGGGCAAUCAGACCGGUGUUUCUAAAUUGUUUUAAAAAUUAAUAAAAACUAGUCCCAUGGCUAAGUUAAAGGAGCCAAUCAAAAUAGAUUACGAUGAUCCAAAAUACCGUAUCACGCUGUUACAACAAGCUGCAGCCUCCUGUACAGGAGCUUUGAUAACAUCAAUAUUUAUGACACCUUUAGAUGUAGUUAAAAUUAGAAUGCAGGCUCAAACACAAGUGGUUGACAAAUGUUUCUUGUAUUGUAAUGGUCUAAUGGAUCAUCUUUGUAGUUGUCAACCAUCCGAUCCCAAAAAUCCAUGGUACAAGAGACCAAGUCAUUUUAAUGGAACAGUAGACGCUUUUAUUAAAAUUGCUAGAAACGAAGGUGUUACAUCUCUUUGGAGCGGUCUUAGUCCGACAUUAGUUUUAUCCGUACCAGCUACAAUUUGUUAUUUUGUAACAUAUGAACAACUUAGACUAAAGUUAAAAUCAAUAUAUAAUAGGAGAAAUUUAGGAAAUGAUACAAAGAAACAACCUUAUUGGAUUCCAUUAGUAUCUGGGGGCACAGCAAGGGUCCUUUCAGUAACCCUUGUAAAUCCUUUAGAAUUAAUUAGAACGAAAAUGCAAUCAGAAAAACUGAGUUACUUUGAGCUUAGAGAUGCUUUAAAAAUAUUGUUGAAGCAAGAUGGUGUGAAGGGUCUAUGGAAGGGUAUAUAUCCUACAUUUUUGAGGGAUGUACCCUUUUCUGCUAUAUAUUGGAUGAGUUAUGAAUCAAUUAAAUCUUUGUAUGGUUCUGAUCACCCUUCAUUUGGGCAAACUUUCGUUGCGGGAGCAAUUUCUGGUAGUGUUGCAGCAACAAUAACAGUUCCUUUUGAUGUAGUCAAAACCCAUCAACAAAUAGAAUUCGGUACAAGUUUAUUUAACGGUGCUGAUGGAGUAAAGAAAUCUAGGACGACAUCCACAAUUUUUAUGGAUAUUUAUAGGAGCAAUGGAAUUCGGGGACUCUACGCCGGCUUAGUGCCGAGAUUGAUAAAAGUGGCACCCGCCUGCGCAAUCAUGAUCUCCUCGUUCGAAUAUGGAAAGGUUUUCUUCAACAGGCCAAAACAUAAAUCCGAUGAUUCUGCAGUUAACGUUUAUAAAAUAGAGAAACUUUCAUUAGGUUAGGUUCCCACUAGUUAAUAAUUGUAUUUUUUCAAAAUAAAGGUAUGUUAAGAUGUUUGUUAGAUCUGUAUGAUUAAAUUUGUAUUUACUUUUAUUAAAAACAACAUAACCUAACUACGAAAGAGCAGAUGAAUGAAAUAUUUAAGGUAUUUUAUUAAGAUUUUUAAUAUAUAUAUAUGUAUUGUUUAUAUUUUCAUUGCCAUUUUUUUUUGUAUAAAUUCUGGCAGUUAGAGAUAUUUUGACUACUAUUUUCUAUCUGUUAAAGCAAGCAAUGUUUUUUGAAACAUGAAAUAUUAAAUUUCUUGUAUAUCGCGGUGAAAUGUCUUCGAGACAAAGCAAACAAUUACGUUUCUGUGUAUUCCUAGUCAAUGAACGUUUUUAACGUGUAUAUAGUUUGUACUAUUAAUUCCUAUUAAAUUUUAAUAGCGUUGAAGGUAAAGAGAUUGUAAAACAAUGGUUAAACGAUUAUAUUUUGUACGUUACAGAUGUUAUACAUUUUAUAAUAGACAUUUUUUUCUA